AUGUGUCCAAUCAUAUGUCAUUUGUUACCUGCUACAAUCGACCCACAGACGAAGAAGAGCAUGCCACAAUUUGUAGCCUAUGCCACUGCAUUAUAUUUUAGCUCUGGAGGAGAACAUGCAUUAGGUAAUCUACUAUUGAUCGCCAGCACAAGGACCAAUGAUUGCACUUUGUCACGGUCGCAUAUUUCCACUUUGGGUCAUUCACUGAUAUCUAGUCAAUGGAUGUACUCUAACUCAAGGAUGCUGACCAGCUCGACAUCAUGUACUGAAAACCCCGCAGUGCUAGGCUCCAUCUUCAUCCAUAUUACCAUUAAGCUCGUCCAAAGUAUCACCCAUCGACGCCAUAAUGCAGGCCAGAGCUGUGUCCAUGCGGCUUAG
Aspergillus niger is the source of this 378-nucleotide messenger RNA. RefSeq lists its product as hypothetical. The transcript has 3 exons. The record is from RefSeq and is a predicted model, not a curated record. Bases 1 to 378 code for a protein of 125 amino acids. Lineage: Eukaryota; Fungi; Ascomycota; Eurotiomycetes; Eurotiales; Aspergillaceae.